GAGGAAGAAAAAGAAAGAGAGGAAGAGGAAGAGAGAAACAGACAGAGGGAGUUUUGUGUGAGCAGAGAGUUGGCCCCUGAGGCAGUGUAAGCAGAGCCCGAGAGAGGGAGUAAACAAGACAAAUGACCCCAGCAUGAAGGAGAGAGGGAGUGAGGGAGGAUAGAAGGAGAGCCUGGGAGGAGAGCCAGAGAGUGGGCGGGACAGUCGUGAACAUGAGUUCUCUCAUCUCAUUGGCAGGCAGCCCUGUCAGGCAUCUCACUUCCUCCUUGAACCAUUGACUCCAGGGAGGUGGGUGCCGAAGGGAGGGGGAGGUAACCUCUCACAGCUCUCUCUCUCUCUCUCUCUCUCUCUCUGCUUUUCUACAGAAAAGCGUAAACUUGGACUGAAACUGAAAGAGGGCUCAGACUUGUUAAAGAAAAGCCAAGCUCUAUCUCUCUUUCUCUCCCUCACUUUUUCAGUUUCCUGCUUUGGGUAGCCAUUUUGUUGCACAGCCGAGAGGAAAGGACAACAAAGUGAAUCCUGUUGCUGGCCUCUCUGUCCUCUCAACAUUUCCUGGCAGAGUUUUGACUUUCUCCCUUACAGGACUACUUCUCCAGAAGAGAGGAAGGAGGAGGGGGGAGUAGGAGGCGGGAGAAAAGGAAAGAAGACGUGUGAGUGCGGAGCACACAGAGAGAAAGAGAGGGAAAAAGAGAAGAAGAAAGAAGGACAGAAAGGAGAGGAAGAGAGCAACUUCCUGGAUGAGGAAUUCUCCCUUGCUCCACUGAGACGUCUGGCCACAGCACACACGGGAGCUUGGACACUCUGACGGACGCUGUCUCUGUGUGUGUGUGGUUGUGUUCGAGUGUGGUUGAACGUGUGUGUGAGUCAACUCGUUCACACCUUCACACUCCCCUGCUCUGGGAGCUCAUUUGAAGCGUGUGUGCUGAAGGUCUUUCAGGACUCGCUCACACGCCUGCCUGUGUGUGUGUGUCUGUGUUGAGCUCCAGCCAUGGCCAACGCCAGCCCCUGUUUGUCGUCGGGGCCCCUGUCGCAGGUCUUCUUCCCCACGGGAGGCCCCUCUCCUCCAGGCUCUGUGGUCCUUCAGCAGGGGACGCCCAUGGCCAUGCCGCCCACGCCCUCACAUGGCUUCACUACGGUGGACCUGGGGGCUGGGCCUGGGCCCGGGGGCUCCAUGUCAUCCCCUCUGCCCCCCACACCGGCGGGGGUGUCCUUCAUCAUCCAGAUCGGGCUGACCAGGGAGUCGGUUCUGCUGCCCCAAACUGCUGACCUGGCCUACGUCAAACAGAUCGCCUGUUCUAUCGUUGACCAAAAGUUUCCUGAGUGUGGCUUCUAUGGUAUGUAUGACAAGAUCCUGCUGUUUAAACAUGACCCUGGCACCAACAACAUCCUGCAGCUGGUCAAAGCUGCCUGUGACAUCCAGGAGGGAGACCUGGUGGAGGUGGUGCUCUCAGCGGCAGCCACCUUCGAGGACUUCCAGAUCCGCCCCCACGCCCUCAACGUCCACUCCUACCGCGCCCCCGCCUUCUGUGACCACUGUGGAGAGAUGUUGUUUGGACUGGUCAGACAGGGACUCAAAUGUGACGGCUGUGGUCUGAACUACCACAAGCGCUGUGCGUUCAGCAUCCCCAACAACUGCAGUGGCGCCCGGAAACGGCGCCUGUCCACCACCUCCCUGACCAGCAGCCAAUCACUGCGUCUCUCCACCACGGACUCCAUCAGCAGCACAGGAACCAGCUCCAUCUGCACUGAGGAGACCAGCCUGGUUCGCUCACACACACAGAUGCCGAGGACUCCCAGCGAGGCUCGGCGGUUCUACACGGGGCGCCCGGUCCACCUGGAUAAGAUCCUGAUGAGCAAGGUGAAGGUGCCCCACACCUUCGCCAUCCACUCCUACACACGGCCCACUGUGUGCCAGUACUGCAAGAGGCUGCUCCGAGGGCUCUUCAGACAGGGCCUGCAGUGCAAAGACUGCAAGUUUAACUGCCAUAAGCGCUGUGCGUACAAGGUGCCCAACGACUGUCUGGGAGAAACUAUAGACAGCAGAAGUAACAGUGACAUACUGAGUCCCAGUGCAGACCCAGAGCCUAUGGAGUGUAGUGAGUAUUCAGACUCGGACAGGUCGUGUCUGAUGGACGACUCAGAUGAAUCCUGCAGCAUCCCUGGGUCCUUCUCUCCUGAGAGCAGCCAGCAUGGGACUGGGGGAGACCAGAGUGCUAACAUCCCUCUGAUGAGAGUGGUGCAGUCGAUGAGGCAGACCACACGCCGCUCCAGCACAGCUAUCAAGGAGGGCUGGAUGGUCCACUACAGCAACAAGGACACACUGAGGAAAAAGCACUACUGGAGACUGGACUGCAAGUGCAUCAUCCUCUUCCAGAACAACACCACCAACAAGUACUACAAGGAGAUCCCCCUAUCAGAGGUCCUGGAGGUGCGUCCGGCGGGUGACUUCACCCUGGUCCCGCCCGGCACCAGGCCUCACUGCUUUGAGAUCAUCACAGGCACCAUGUGCUACUUCGUGGGCGAGGACCCCAACAUGCACGCUCCCACCCACUCCUCCCUCCCCCAGGGCUCCCCUCCCACCCCUCCCUCCCCCAGUAACGUGGCGCCCAAUAGCGGCGUGGGGCGGGAGGUGGCCAAGGCAUGGGAGAGCGCCAUUCGCCAGGCCCUGAUGCCCGUCAUCUUCCAGGACGCUCCGCCCGCGGAGGGACACACCCCCCACAGACAAGCGUCAGUUAGCAUCUCCGUCUCUAACAGUCAGAUCGUGGAGAAUGUGGACAUCGGCAUGGUGUACCAGAUCUUUGCUGAUGAGGUGCUGGGUUCAGGCCAGUUUGGAGUGGUCUACGGAGGGAAACACAGAAAGACAGGGCGUGAUGUGGCGGUCAAGGUAAUUGACAAACUGCGUUUCCCUACCAAACAAGAGAGCCAACUGAGGAACGAGGUGGCCAUACUGCAGAGUCUUCGUCAUCUGGGCAUAGUGAACCUGGAGUGCAUGUUUGAGACCCCAGAGAAGGUGUUUGUUGUCAUGGAGAAGCUCCAUGGCGACAUGCUGGAGAUGAUCCUUUCUAGUGAGAAGGGCCGACUGCCUGAGAGGCUCACCAAAUUCCUCAUCACACAGAUCUUGGCAGCUCUGAGGCACCUGCACUUCAAGAACAUCGUCCAUUGUGACCUGAAGCCUGAGAAUGUGCUGCUGGCUUCAGCUGAACCUUUCCCUCAGGUGAAGCUGUGUGACUUUGGCUUUGCCAGGAUCAUUGGGGAGAAGUCGUUCCGUCGCUCUGUGGUGGGCACACCUGCCUACCUGGCACCUGAAGUCCUGCUGAACCAGGGUUACAACCGUUCCCUAGACAUGUGGUCGGUGGGGGUCAUCAUGUAUGUGAGCCUCAGUGGAACCUUCCCCUUCAAUGAAGAUGAGGAUAUCAACGACCAGAUCCAUAACGCUGCCUUCAUGUACCCUCCUAACCCCUGGAAACAGAUUUCCCCUGACGCUAUCGACCUGAUCAACAACCUGCUGCAGGUGAAGAUGAGGAAGCGAUACAGCGUAGAUAAGAGUCUGAGCCACACCUACCUCCAGGACUAUGAUGCAUGGCUGGACCUCAGGGAGCUGGAGUCCAAACUUGGCGAGCGCUACAUCACCCAUGAGAGUGACGACAGCCGCUGGCAGAUGUUUGCCCGCGAGCACACGCUGGCUUACCCCCAGCACCUGGUGCCCCCUCCGCCCACACCAGGCUCCGACGAGGAGGAGGCCGGGGAGGACGCUGACAUGCAGGGGCUCACCGAGAGGGUCAGCAUCCUCUGAGCCCCACCUGGGAGAACCAGGGGAGACGGCUCAAGACGGCUGGCUGACCCAGGGAGGAGGAGGGGAGGAGGCCUGCAGGGUGGCUGGGAGAUGGCUGAUGAGGAUGUUUGCGAGUAGAAGUCAGACAACACCUUCGGUGAUAUACAGUGCAGAUUACAUAAUUUACUCAGAACAACCAAUCAGCUGUCUUUGUCCCACAGUUCUGCCUCCAGCCUCCUUCCUUGACCUCUGACCCCUCAUUGACCCCUGAUCCCUAGAAAUGACAGAAUGUCCUCCCUUCUUCCUCCAGGUCAUGUUGCCUAGCGAAAGGGCUACUCGCAUCGUUAGGGUCUUCUGUCACUGAUCAUGUCUGAACUACAUACCCAGAAGUUAAGGGUUCAUUUCUGAACUCAUAAAGAGCUUUGAAGACUGAGUCAGGGUAGGAUGGAAGUAAAGCACAAGCAUAUUAAUACUCCUUCUCCAGGGUUGGGGGGGGGGGGGGGUACCCUUCCAUCUUCCCCUUCCCAGAUUAAACAAAAGUUUAGACAGCAGAAGAGAAAGUUAAGAAAGUGUGUGUGUGUGUGUCUUUGCACAGAGUAUUGAGGAUGCAGCUGAGAAGAGACGAGUGCAUCUUAAAAGCUUGUUAAAUCCACUUAGGCAUGACAUGGCAAACUCUCUCACGAAAGGAUGCAUCUGAACUUGAAUAUCAUUUGGAUGUCCUGUUCAUCUGAAGAGAGGAAGCUUCUGCUCCUCCAGCUCCUCAGCCUCUCUCGGGGGGUGUAGGGGUGGACGUUGAGGUGGGCGGGGCGGAAAGCUUCAUGGUGAGCCCCGGUGGUGCGUGUGUGUGGGGUUGGGGGGUGGGGGGGUGUACUAGCUCAACACGGCGUGGAGAAGACCCACUCUUCCCCUGUCUCAGAGGAGAGGUGAUGAGGAGGUGGGAGCCGUGUGUGGUAUGUGUGUGAUGAUGUGCCUGAUGAAGACAAGCUCGGAAACCGUCUUCAAUCGUCUGUUAUCUCGUCGGGUCAGCUGCCUUCAACUGCCACCAGCUGCCACCCCAUGUCCUGACCAGCUGCUGGUUCUUCUCUUGAGAUGAAGUAGUGCCUAGAGUGUACACUGUUGUAACUGUACCUCACCUCACAAGACAUCCCUGUAGCUUUCCUACACACUGUAACCAAGAUACACCUGACAUGAGACUCUGGGUUCUAGACUCAGCUUCACACUGAUCAUAGAAACCAAUGGCGUACAGUCGUGGUCUCCAACUGUGGGACGUAGGCAAAUGAACUGCUUCUGAACAGUUGCAGAGGCACACAUGAUAUGAAGGAUGUUUCUUAGCGUUCUGAUAUUAGAAAGGAUACUAACCCCAUAUUGAGGUGCAGAUGGCUGGAUGAAUUGAUAGAUGGACAGAUACAUAGAUGGAUGAAUGUAUUGAUAGAUGGACAGAUAAAGAGAUGGAUGAAUGUAUUGAUAGAUGGCUGGAUGGGUGGUUGGGAUUAGAAGCAGAAAGGAUGGAUGGGGAAGAGGGAAUGACGUGAGGGAAGUGUAUGUGUGUGUGGAGAGGGGUUUUUUUCUCAUUCUGAUCACUGACUCCAAUAAUGACGCCUCUCUGUACCUCUAUAGCCUGCCUACUGCAUGUGUAUCUAGGCAGUGCAGCAAACCUAUGUGUAGGAGCUGGAUCACUCCGGUACGGAUGUCAAUCUCAGCAUUUGUAACACAAUAAAAAAAACAUGCUUUGACUAAUCCUA
Hypomesus transpacificus is the source of this 5514-nucleotide messenger RNA. RefSeq names its product protein kinase D2 (gene prkd2). The transcript is spliced from 20 exons. The record is from RefSeq and is a predicted model, not a curated record. The coding region runs from base 989 to 3793 and encodes 934 amino acids. NCBI's taxonomy places the organism in Eukaryota, Metazoa, Chordata, Actinopteri, Osmeriformes, Osmeridae. Gene Ontology annotation, molecular function: protein serine/threonine kinase activity; ATP binding. Gene Ontology annotation, biological process: protein phosphorylation.